Molecule: messenger RNA, 1212 nt
Organism: Paramisgurnus dabryanus
Lineage: Eukaryota; Metazoa; Chordata; Actinopteri; Cypriniformes; Cobitidae
Source: RefSeq, a predicted model, not a curated record
GUUGUGUCAUAUUUACGCGACGUGCUUGAAUGGGCGCUAGUAGUAACGCGAAAAGGAUUUCUGUUGCAAAGGUUUAUUGUUAGGUUGAUCAGUGUAUCGUCAGCGGCAUAAAGAUGGGUCCAGUUGAGCUCCUGCACAUGUCCGUGUUCUCGCAGAGUUUCUCUCCCUGCGGUCGUUAUCUUGCAGCGGGUAAUAACUAUGGAGAGAUUGCAGUGUUCAGCUUAUCGGCUGCACUGAGUCCAGAUACAUCAAAGGGGAGUCAGAAGCCCAUCCUUAACUUCACUGCACAUGAUGGUCCAGUGUUUUCCCUUCUCUCCACGGACACUCAUCUCUUAAGCGCUGGGAAUGGAGAAAUAAGUGCCUGGAGUUGGACUGAGCUCAUUAAAAAAAAUACCAAAGCUGCCUGGACAAGAAAACCCAGUUAUGAGACGAGUCUUGAAAUUCCAGAGAUUAAUGCAACCAUCAUUAAUCCAAAGGACAACAGUUUAAUAGUUGGGGGUGGUGACAAUAAUAUUCACGUCAUGGACAUGGAGACUGGAAUCUUUAAGUCAGUAUUAAAGGGUCACACUGACUACAUCCACUGCCUAUGCUUUCGAGAGAGGGAAGGAGAAAUUCUCUCUGGAGGAGAAGAUGGCGCUGUCAGGAUAUGGGAUGCUCGUACAAAUCGGCCAGUUCACUGUAUUGAAGUUUUUAAAUAUGAGGAAUGUGCACGCCCACAGUUUGGGAAGUGGAUCAGCUGUCUUGCUACAGACUCCGAUUGGAUGCUAUGUGGUGGAGGGCCUUCUCUUUCUUUAUGGCACCUCCGUUCUAUGUCUCCUACCUCAGUCUUCCCAUUGCCUGGCUGUCAAAGAGAAGCUGUAUUUUACCAGGAUCUGAUCUUUGCAGUAGGUGAGGGGCCAAAUGUAUCUCACUGCUUACAUGGGGGGACCGUCAAAGCUCAGAUUCCCUGCACUCCCUCUUCGCUCAACACACUGGCUCUCAAUCUCAAAAACACUGAACACAGGGUUAUGACUGUAGGGGGCAGCAGUAACCAAAUUGACGUUUUCACCAACUUCAGUUACAGAGCAUUUUCUCUGUCAUUCUGAGCUGCAGUUCUUCAAAUUCUCCACAAAAUGUUUCCGAUCCUGAAUUUAAUGGAAAGUGCCAAUCCCGUAAUUUUUACAAAAACGCAAUAAAACUGUGUAUUUUUAUAAUAAACAAUUUUGAUGUUUA